AUGACACGCGGAGUAGUCGCAGGAAGACUAGCAUUGGUAACAGGCGCAGGGUCUGGACUAGGUCGAGCUACAUGCCAGGUGUUGUCCCGAGAAGGGGCUACUGUCAUAGCCGCUGACAAGAACUACGAUGCAGCCGUAGAAACUAUUAAGGACUAUACAGCAUUAGCAUCAGGUUCUAAUGACAGAGAUCACACUGCUGUAGAACUUGAUGUCUCAGACCCAUCUGCAGUUAGGAACCUGCUAAAGACUACUCUGGAUCAAUAUAAAGCACCACCAACUAUUAUAGUGAACUCCGCCGGUAUCACCAGAGACAACUGGCUCCUGAAACUGUCUCAGGAGGAUUAUGACAGUGUGCUCAAUGUUAAUUUAAAGGGCACUUUUUUGAUGAUGCAGACGUUCGCCAAGGCUAUGACAGAGGCAGCAGCUCCGGGGUCUAUUAUUAACUUUUCUAGUAUUGUUGGCAAAUAUGGCAAUAUGGGUCAAACAAAUUAUGCUGCAAGUAAAGCUGGGGUUAUCGGCAUGACGCAGUCGGCUGCCAAGGAAUUGGGACAAUUUAACAUUAGGGUAAACGCCAUUUUGCCAGGAUUCAUAGAGACUCCAAUGCUAAAGACUAUUCCUGACAAAGUACUGAAAGGCUUCCUGAAGUCGGUGCCUUUAGGUCGACUUGGCAAUCCUACAGAGGUAGCUGAGUUGGUUACAUUCUUGAGUUCGGACAAGAGUUCGUUCAUCACGGGUGCUGCUAUCGAUGUUACAGGAGGCUAUUAA
Messenger RNA from Arctia plantaginis, 765 nucleotides. The record is from the annotation of a GenBank genome assembly. Lineage: Eukaryota; Metazoa; Arthropoda; Insecta; Lepidoptera; Erebidae.